AUGAGUCAACUGCACGUCGGUGCUGGCCCUUCCAACGCCUGGGCGUGCCCUGGCGAGAACUUAGGCCCUGGCCGAGCGGUCCAGGAGGGCAGGGGUCGGGAAAGAGAACAACUGGAAGAAGUCUUGGCCAGGUUCAGCAGCACCUACUACGUGUCGCUGGUGACCUCCAUCGGAAGGGCCGCCAACAGGGUCCACCUGUUCAUCGAGACCGUCAAGACCUUUAAGGUGAAGCUAGAUGCCGCACACCUGUUGACGCACCACGAGAUCUCGAAGCUGUCGACGGACUUCCGGAACCAGCUGAUGGCGUACCUGAUGCCGACGUUCGUGGACACGGACCGCAUCGAGGACGGCCAGGUGCUGCUGGCCACGGUGCUCAACGCCGGCGCCGCUGCGGCCCUCUCUGCACCGCGCAGCCUGCAGCACGUGGCGCGCUGGGUCAGCCUCGACCCGCACCCCUACUCGCAGCUCGGGUAA
Schistocerca cancellata (South American locust) is the source of this 474-nucleotide messenger RNA. RefSeq lists its product as uncharacterized. The transcript has 3 exons. The record is from RefSeq and is a predicted model, not a curated record. Lineage: Eukaryota; Metazoa; Arthropoda; Insecta; Orthoptera; Acrididae. Bases 1 to 474 code for a protein of 157 amino acids.